Molecule: messenger RNA, 1548 nt
Organism: Colletotrichum fioriniae
Lineage: Eukaryota; Fungi; Ascomycota; Sordariomycetes; Glomerellales; Glomerellaceae
Biological process (GO): DNA-templated transcription; regulation of DNA-templated transcription
Molecular function (GO): DNA-binding transcription factor activity, RNA polymerase II-specific; DNA binding; zinc ion binding
Source: RefSeq, a predicted model, not a curated record
AUGUCAUCAUAUACGAACCCCGUACCCACCCCCCCGGUGGCUGCCGAGCCCUCGUCCGUCGUCGUCGAGUCUUCCGAGGGCACCUCGGGGGCGGCGGCCUCGGUAGCCAAGAGGCGACGUAUCAACUUCGCCUGCAACUACUGCCGCAACCGAAAGACGCGCUGUGAUGAGCAGAAGCCAUCAUGCCGAGCCUGCAUCAACGCCGGCAUCGAGUGCGUCACGACGGACCGCCGGAGGCCCGGCGUCGAAGUCCAGCGCCGGGAGACGAAGCGCCGGCUGUCUCGGGCAUCCAGCGCGUCCUUGACGCAUUCGCUGACGGCCGUCGCGUCUCCACACUCGCCUCGAGAUGAGGUCGAGAGCUCCGAACCGCCGCCGCUGCCGGCACUGCCGGACGCCCGCACCAAGACUUCGCCGUCGAUAGAGCUGCUCUACAGCCGUGACCGGACAGCCUCGGUAGCGGCUCCCAAGCUCGUAACGGUUCCCAAGGAUGCUGCCGUCACUAUCAUUCCGGAAGAUGAGGAGCCUCCCGCAUGCCAGGCCCCGCCCAAGUAUCAAGGAAAGUUACCUGUAGUACGCCCCAGCCGCGGGAACAACUCGGUCGAGAUCCUCGGCGACUGGUUGGACCUUGCUGCGCGUCGGCUAGGGAUCCAACAAAGGCGCGGCAUGCCAACACGCAUAGACAGACCGCCGGCUUACCGCAUUCUGUCGUCUGAACCCUGCUCGUUCCCUCCCAAAGAAAUUGCCCGCGAGCUUGCUGCCCGCUACCUCGAAGGCAUCAAUCUUGUCUAUCCUCUCUUCACCCCAGACCGCCUCACGCGAGACAUUGAGACAGCCGUGGAACUCGGCCCAAUAAACUUCGCUGAGGCCAGGGGGCUAGCGGCCUUGGUCUCGGUUUACCUCGUCAUGUCUAUCGCGUUUGCUUCCGCGGCACUAUCAGAGCCAACACUUGAUCCCGGGGACUAUGUAAUAUACUGCAAAACUCUCAUUGGUCACCUUGUCACUGUCAACGGCGUUGAGACUGUCAGAUCCUUGACGCUUCUUUCAUUGUGUCUUCACUGCUAUGAUGAGUGCGCCGGGGCUUGGAAUAUUCUCACCAUGGCGGUUUCCAUCGCAACGUCGCUGGGGCUGCACAAACCUAGAACGUGUCGGGGAGGCAAGAACAAUCGCCCCGACAAAAGGCCAGACUUCGCCGAUGAUGAAGAGCGUAAGGCAUUUUGGCUCGGCAUCUAUUCCUUUGAAAAGUUUUUAGCGUUCGAGUUGGGCCGCCUUUCUUCAAUAGAGGAUGAGGAGUGCUACCCGGCUCAUGUCGAUAUGCCCACGGGCAACGGCACUUCGUCAAAGGAUAAGGCGUUUGCUGUGACUGUCGACCUUGCGAGGAUACUCAGCGAAAUCGGAAGAAAGGCCGUCAUCGUCAGCCGGAAGGAGGACGGACUCCGAGACGGCGCACUACAGGCUAUCAUAGCUGAAAAGGUUGAGACCACGGGGGAGGCACAGCUGCUCCUUACCAGAUGGGGCGAAUCAGUGCCCGACGAGCUGAGGUACGUUUGA